Molecule: messenger RNA, 402 nt
Organism: Cylicocyclus nassatus
Lineage: Eukaryota; Metazoa; Nematoda; Chromadorea; Rhabditida; Strongylidae
Source: the annotation of a GenBank genome assembly
GCACCCGCCAAGCCAAAUUCCUUCUUUAAAGAUGGAUAGCGACAUCAUGGUAGUUAUUGGUUACAUUUUCGGUCUAUCAUUCUUUUUUCCACAAAGCUUUGGAUAUUCUUGGCGGACGGGGACGAAGACGGAAGAAAAUAAUCUCAAUGAACUAUCAGAAGCAAGGAUGCGUUGGAGCAGCCUCAUAAGAAUAGCAAUCGGGAGAGCACUAAGAAGCGUGUCAUGACUGCAGCCAGCAACAACACAAAGAAAAUGAUAGAGGGGCUGAGUGUGUUGAAAUCAAAGACAUCUACAAAGCUUACGCGAUAACAUUCUGCCCUCAUUUGUGUCUUUUGUUGAGUAUUGUUUCAUGUCCAUGUGCGAUACGCAAAUGUCGAGCCAUUUUUCAAGAUCCUGUAGUUG